UCACGAAUCCUUGCAGCAAUAUUAGGCUAUAAAUACUUUCCACUUGCUAUGUCUGGUAUAAAGGUCACAGAAUCGCCACCACAGACUCACAGCUACUGGUUGAUCCCUGUUGUAGCCCCGCCCCCGCUGAGCUCACCUGUGACACAGCAGCCGCACCUUGCCGGGAUGUUCGCUCUCAUUCUCCGUGAUUUCUUCUACGGAAGGCAGAUCAGCCGCAUCGCUCACCGACACUUCCUGCUCCGUCGGCCUGCUCACCCGACAUGCAGGAACUGAUGGCCUACCUCCAGGAUCCGGAGCUUGUGGCCCGGUUCCAGAGAAGAUGCGGGCUGUACUUGGUCGAAGGGUCCCAUCCAGGCCCCGGAGGGAGCCGAUCUGCGAACGGAGCCCCGAUCAGGCGGGAGAAACCAGGAGGGCAGCUGGAGGGAAGCAGGGACCGGCAGGACAGCAACUCAAACUAUGAAUACAAGGACUGCAAAAAGCCUCAGUAUGAGGUAAGAAACUGGCUGCUCCACUUCCUCUUCCUGUUCUCAGCUGGUCUAGGUCAUGAAGUGUUUUACAUCACCUGCCUGCCCUGCAUACACUGGAAUCUGGACCCGUUCCUCUGCCGCCGCCUUGUCAACAUGUGGACCUUGGUGAUGUACGUUGGCCAGUUGAUGAAGGACCUGCUGAAGCUUCCUCGCCCGCCCUCACCGCCUGUGGUCAAGCUUGAGACACGCGUGGACGCGGAGUACGGACUGCCGUCCACCCACGCCAUGGCCGCCACUGCCAUCUCCUUCACACUUUUACUGAGCGCUCCCUCCAGAGUACAGUUCUGCUUCCAGACAGGCCUGCUGAUCGCUGUGACGCUCUCGUCUCUGGUGUCUCUGAGCCGGCUCUACACUGGCAUGCACUCAGUUCUGGAUGUGGUUUGUGGCGUUUUGAUCACUGCCGUCCUGAUUCUGCUCACCUACCCUUUCUGGGAAUCCUUCGACAGCUUCCAGCUGACUAGCCCACUGUCCCCCAUCAUCGCUCUGUCACUGCUGCUCUUCCUAAGCUACACAUACCCAGAGCUGGACCAUUACAGCACCACACGAGGAGACACCACCACCAUUCUCGGCGUGUGCGCUGGUUGCUCAGUAGGAUACUGGGCCAAUGUGCAGCUGGGCGACGCUUUUGAACCCCGGGGGCCGUUACCUGUCCCUCUACCCACCGUAACGGCACUGUCUGUGGCGAGAGGGGCUGGACGCAGCCUGCUGGGAGUGGUUGCCCUGGUGGGAACUCGGCAGAUAGUGAAGAAACUGAGUUUGGACGUGUUGUAUUCUUGGUACAGUGCUCCGAAAACGGAUAAAAAUGCCAGGAGGAAGGAGAUAGAAGUACCAUCCAAGUUUGCAACAUACACAGCUGUUGGACUGGUUAACUCUAUAUUGGUCAACAGAGUCUUUGCUCUGAUUGGGCUUCUAUGACCAGUAAGACUGACCUGUAAUUACCUCAACAAUGAACUUCAUAUUUAUCUUACUGUACAUUAUUGAGCUUUUAUAAACAGAAAAACAAGUCAAUGUUGACGUAUAAGACUGUAUAUAAGACUGUAUAUAUGACUUGUGACUGAUCUUGAGCUUAACUGUAAAUAAAACAAACUUGU
This is a messenger RNA of Poeciliopsis prolifica (blackstripe livebearer), 1618 nucleotides long. RefSeq names its product sphingosine-1-phosphate phosphatase 2 (gene sgpp2). Gene Ontology annotation, biological process: phospholipid dephosphorylation; sphingosine metabolic process. The record is from RefSeq and is a predicted model, not a curated record. Bases 261 to 1442 code for a protein of 393 amino acids. The transcript has 5 exons. Gene Ontology annotation, molecular function: sphingosine-1-phosphate phosphatase activity. NCBI's taxonomy places the organism in Eukaryota, Metazoa, Chordata, Actinopteri, Cyprinodontiformes, Poeciliidae. Gene Ontology annotation, cellular component: endoplasmic reticulum membrane.